AAAAUUUUCCCUCUCGAUGUUCCCUCUGAAUCAAAACCCUAAAAUCAUCGUAGUACCAGCAAAAUUUUCUCAGUCUGAAUCUUUUGAGCCAGUGCUUUCAGAUCUAACACCAUGAAUUGGAUGGAACCCUAGACCCAAGCCCUCUCCUCGCCCAUCCCUGAUAUCACCCCAUCAACGCCUUCAACCACGUAUUGGGUUAUAGGUAAAUGGAAAGCAGCAGAUCAAUAUAUUGUUACCUUUACUUUGGAGGGGAGAUUGAAAAUGGCUUUAAUGGUUCCAUUGAUUACAAGGGUGGAUGUACUAGUGGCAUAAUUGUCAAUCAAGGAACAUCACAUGCUGAAUUUGUCUUGAAGGCAUGUACGAAACUUCAAAUUGACCCAUCCGGUUUAUCAUUUAAGUAUACCCUAAAAUUUGACCCAUCUGUACUCCUACCGUUGGACGAUGAUGAUGCUGUAAAUAGCAUGGUCCUCUUUAGUGAUGGUUUCUCGCGUGUCUAUAUAGUUCGAGCUUGUACAGAAGUAGAGCAAGGAGUUGCAGAUGGACAAGGCACUCCUGCAAAUGUGGAAAGUCAUCCUGUCCUUAGAGCUUGUAGAGAGGAAACAGAGCUAGGAGUUGUGGAUGGACAAAGCACUCUUGUUAAUGUGGAAAAUCAUUCUGCAUCAACACCAUCAUCAUCUCAAGGCAUGAAUGAUGAUUAUACAAUUCAGAAACAUGGGUUGGCAUCAAGAUGUACAAAGUUUGAAGCAGAUCCACCAGCUUCAAGUACCUCUGAGAAUGCCAUAUUGGGUAGUGGGCAGAGCUUUGCAAAUGCUGAUGAAUUCCGGAAUGCAUUAUAUCUUAUGUCCUUAGCUGGACGAUUCAGGUACAAAUUUAAAAGGAAUUGUCCCCGUUAUGUCAGUGUGUGUUGUGCAGUUGAUGGAUGCACUUGGAAAAUAGCUGCUUGUGGUGUCAAGGGUACCAAAAUGAUGAGAGUGUACACAUUUCAAAAUAAUCAUAACCACUCUAUACACGAGGACUCUUCACCACUUCCUACAGUACGAUUAUGCAAGCUGGCGGUUCUAACUAAUGACGUGAUAAAGGCUACUCCUGAUUGUAUGCCCCGUCAAAUCUGUAAGGACUUUGAAAGACAACAUGGAAUAAGAAUGACCUAUGGUCAAGCUUGGCAGUAUAGAGAGAAGGUGAAAGAGAGAAUCUUUGGUCUUUCAGACAACUCAUAUAAGCUGUUGCCAUGGUUGUGCGCACAGUUAACAAAAUCUAAUCCUGGGACAAUUGCAGAAUGGACUUCUUCGGAUGAGGGCAAUUUUAUGCAAUUGUUCGUUGCAUAUGGAGCUUGCGUGCAUGGGUUUUUGACAGGGUGUCGACCAAUUAUAUCUAUUGAUUCAUCAGAAUUGGGUGGCCUACACAAGGGAACUUUGCUUUCAGCCUCAGCAUAUGAUGGUGAUGACAAUAUGUUUCUAAUUGCAUAUGCCAUUGUAAGCUCAAAAACUUAUGAUGACUGGUUAUGGUUCUUUCAAAAGUUAAAGCAAUUAGUUGGUAAAAUGGAGGUGGUCAUUAUUUCUGAUAUGCACCUUGACAUUGUUAGGAGUGUUGCAGAGGUGUUUGGAGUUGAAAAUCAUAUAUAUUGCUAUCAGCAUCUAAAGGAGAGCUUCAGCUGCCAGUUAACAAAGAAGAACACUAAAGGAAGGAAAGGCAAAGAAGAUGCACUGAUGUUCCUUGAUGCCAUUGCCUAUACAAGGUUACAAAUUGAUUACAUUCGUGCCAUGGAGAACUUGAGGAGAUAUAGUGCUAACUUGGCCAAGUGGAUUGAAGAUAGCGGUCCUGAACAUUGGGCAUUGUCUAAAUUCUCUAAAAAGCGUUGGGAUAAAAUGAAUACUAAUCUUGCCGGAUUGUUUGAUGACUUGAUCAAUGAGGAUCAGCAUCACAGCAUAUUUAACUUUGUUGUCAAACACAUGGAGAAGCUAGCCUCUUUGCUAAUUGAAUGUAAAGCAGCAACACAGAGUUGGAAGAGAUUCAUUAGCCCAAAAAUUGAGGAUAAAGUCUUGCUAAACAUUGCCAAAGCUGAAGCAUUUACAGUUAUUCCCUACACAGAUACAUUUAAGGUCAAAACUAGAGAUAGAAGUCAUUGUGUUGACUUGAAGCAACAUACCUGUACUUGCUCAGCUUGGCAGAUGUUAGGAAUCCCAUGCGAACAUGCAUGUGCAGUCAUACAGAUGAUGAACCAAGACGUUUAUGGAUUUGUUGAAGAGUGGUUCCACUUGCCAAAGCAAGAAAUGAUUUACUCUGGCAUAUUGCAUCCACUUGAUUUUGACAACAUGCCAACAGUUGAUUCUGAUGGAAAUGUGAAAGACCAAAAUGGUGUCACAUAUGCUUCUCUUGAUCCUCCUACCAUGAAACGCCGUAUUGGGAGACCCCCACACCAGCGAAACAAAUUCCAGUUCAGGGAAAAAGGAACUGUAUUUUGUUCUCACUGCAACGGGGCUGGACACAAUUGUACUACCUGCAAGAAUCCAACUACUUGAUUGGAUUAUUUGUAGGAUUUGAAUUCCAGCUGUUGAGGACACCUGGGUUGAUUAUCUUUUCCAAACUUCCAUUCCAGUCAUUGGUAACUCAUUUUGGUAUGGUCCUUUUGUUUGUUAAGUUGCUUACAACUUUGUGUACUCAAAAGUGAUAUAGAAAUGUACAAAAUUAAUCUGUUUUGGUUAGGUACAAUUUGAAGUUGGUGUA
This is a messenger RNA of Vitis vinifera (wine grape), 2724 nucleotides long. RefSeq lists its product as uncharacterized. The coding region runs from base 207 to 2519 and encodes 770 amino acids. The transcript has 4 exons. Gene Ontology annotation, molecular function: zinc ion binding. NCBI's taxonomy places the organism in Eukaryota, Viridiplantae, Streptophyta, Magnoliopsida, Vitales, Vitaceae. The record is from RefSeq and is a predicted model, not a curated record.